AUGCCUGUGAGAAACAAAAAUCCUAAAUCUGCCCAGGAUUGCAUCCGGUCUGAGUUGUCACUUGGUGAAGAAGUGGUGACUAUUAGACGCAAUGCACCCGCAGCUUUGCUCUACGAAGACGCAUUGCGCGAAGCUCGUACAACAAUUGCCAGUUCAGGAGCUCUUAUUGCAUUUUCUGGGGCAAAAACAGGACGGUCCCCUCGUGACAAACGGAUAGUUGAUGAACCGUCAUCCAGAGAUAACGUCUGGUGGGGUCCUGUGAAUCGUAAGUGCUCUGAAAAGACUUGGAUGGUAAAUCGUGAGCGAGCUGCUGAUUAUCUCAGAACACGGGACCAUUUGUACAUCGUGGACGCGUAUGCCGGAUGGGAUCCACGGUACCGCAUCAAGAUUCGCGUUGUGUGCGCCAGAGCAUACCAUGCACUAUUUAUGACAAACAUGUUGAUCAGACCCUCUCCCGAAGAACUCAAAAACUUCGGUGAGCCUGACUUUACUGUGUGGAAUGCGGGUCAAUUCCCAGCAAACACUCACACCGACGGAAUGACGUCCAAGACCACGGUGGAAAUCAAUUUCGCCAAGAUGGAAAUGAUCAUUCUGGGUACCGAAUAUGCGGGAGAAAUGAAGAAGGGCAUUUUCACGGUGAUGUUCUACUUGAUGCCUAUCAACCACAACGUCUUGACGCUUCACUCCUCCGCGAAUCAAGGUAUCAAAGAUAACGAUGUGACCUUAUUUUUCGGACUCAGCGGGACUGGAAAGACAACGCUGUCUGCAGAUCCCGCUCGUAAACUGAUUGGCGACGACGAACACUGUUGGUCGGAUCACGGCGUCUUCAACAUUGAGGGAGGAUGCUACGCCAAAUGCAUCGGUCUCAGCGAAGAAAAAGAACCCGAAAUUUUCCAAGCAAUCAAGUUCGGUUCGGUUUUGGAAAAUGUAGGGUACGAUCCUUUGACCAGAGAGGUCGAUUACGACGACUGUGAGAUCACGGAAAACACACGUUGCGCGUACCCCAUUGAUUUCAUCCCAAGCGCUAAGAUUCCCUGCUUGGCGAACGAGCACCCCAAAAAUAUUGUGUUGCUGACAUGCGACGCCUCAGGUGUAUUACCACCAGUUUCAAAGCUAACUCCUGCUCAGGUUAUGUAUCACUUUAUCAGCGGGUACACUUCUAAAGUUGCCGGUACAGAAGAGGGUGUCACAGAGCCUGAAGCCACCUUCUCAUCAUGCUUUGGUCAACCAUUUUUGGCUCUUCACCCUCUCAAAUACGCUACAAUGCUUGCUGAGAAGAUGGAAAAGCACAGUGCAGACGCUUGGUUGGUGAAUACUGGAUGGACUGGUGCUAGUUUUGUUUCUGGCGCUCAGAGAUGUUCUUUAAAGUAUACGCGUGCCAUCUUGGAUGCCAUUCAUGACGGCUCGCUAGCCGCUGGAGAAUUUGAGGUUUUACCCACAUUCAACUUGCACGUACCGCUUCACGUUAACAAUGUUCCCAACGAUUUAUUGAAUCCAGCGACAAGUUGGAACCAUGGUAAAGCCGAUUACCAAAAAGCGGUAAAGUCCCUGGGUCACUUGUUCGCUUCUAAUUUCCAAAAGUACGCAGAGCAGGCUACUUCCGAAAUCAUUGCUGCCGGUCCAGUAACGUAG
Molecule: messenger RNA, 1632 nt
Organism: Lachancea sp. 'fantastica'
Lineage: Eukaryota; Fungi; Ascomycota; Saccharomycetes; Saccharomycetales; Saccharomycetaceae
Source: the annotation of a GenBank genome assembly